GGGAUCACAGCUGUGGCCUGGACUCUAGGCUCUUGCCUUGUGGCCCUUCCCGCCUGCUUGAGCCUUAAACGCAAAAUCUAAACCUGCAGUAGCAGCCGCUCUGGACCGGGUGGGCUGGGGGCGGGGUCUGGGCGGUGGGACGGCUGGGGGGGCGUGGUCGCAGCCUCGCUCCUCCCCGGACAGGGCGAGAGGGGGAAGUUCCGCCCAGCAGCCCCGCCCCCCGAGGACUGCCCCGCCCCCUUCCUGCCCGACGACCCGGGCUGGAGGGCAGGCCCGCGGUUGAGAGGCUGGCUGGAGCGGGCCAUGCCUUUGUCUCUACGCUCUUCUGUGUUCUUGAACCUGGUCGUGGGCGUGGUGGGCACCCUGUCUUUCCUGCUGGACGUGGUCGCCGACCUGUGGGCCGUCGUCCAGUAUGUACUCGGUGGCCGUUACGUGUGGGCCGCGCUGGUGCUGGCGCUGCUGGGCCUCUCCUCGGUGCAGAUGCAGCUCUUCAGCUGGGUUUGGUUGACCUCCGACCCGGCGGACCUGCAUGGGUCGAAGCACUCGCGUCGUUUCCUGGCGCUGCUGCAUCUGUUGCAGCUUGGCUAUCUGUACAGGUGCCUGCAAGGGCUGCAGCAGGUGCUGUUCAUAUGGCAGCAGGAGCUGCCAUCUGAGAGUGACAUAGCCUAUGCAGACUUCCUCACCCUGGACAUCAGCAUGCUGCGGCUCUUUGAGAAUUUCUUGGAGUCCACCCCGCAGCUCACACUGGUGCUGACUAUCGUGUUGCAGAGUGGCAAUGCUGAAUAUUACCAAUGGUUUGGCAUCAGCUCAUCCUUCCUGGGCAUCUCGUGGGCACUACUGGACUACCACCGGGCCUUGCGUACUUGUCUUCCCUCUAAGCCCCGCCUGGGCUGGAGCUCCUCUGUCGUCUACUUCCUGUGGAACCUGCUGCUGUUGGGGCCCCGAAUCUUUGCCGUUGCCCUCUUCUCAGCUCUCUUCCCCUACUACGUGGCCCUGCAUUUCCUCAGCCUGUGGCUGGUACUGUUGUUCUGGGUCUGGCUUCAAGGCACAAAAUUUAUGCCAAACUCCAGAUCUGAGUGGCUGUACCGGGUGACAGUGGCAAUCAUCCUUUAUUUCUCCUGGUUCAAUGUGGCUGGGGGCCGCACCCGAGGCCGGUCUAUCAUCCACCUGGUCUUCAUCCUCAGUGACAGUGUGCUGCUGGCCAGCACCUGGGUGACAUGCGGCACCUGGCUGCCCAGUGGGACCUUGCAGGUGUGGUUGAUUAUGGGAGGAGUCUGCUUCCUCCUGGGACUGACUUUGCGUGUGAUCUACUACCUCUGGUUGCACCCUCACUGCCACUGGGAACCCGACCAAGUGGAUGGGGUCGGAAGUCUCCUUCCUUCAAAACGGCCUAAGCCGCUUUAUAACAGGCGCGCCACUCAGUUAGCACGCAACUUCUUCCCCAAGGUCAAAGCAGAGGUUUCUCUGCCAGGGAUUGGAGAUGGGGAAGAAGUCCUUUGAGGCAGGUUCUGAUUCAGCCAGUGAGGAAGAUGUGGGGAGCUGGGCCUUGGAAGGGCCAAAGGCCAAUCACACACAAGCCAUUCUCUUCCUGUCCAACCAACAGAGCUGCCAUCACCAAAGCCUCUUGUUGCUAUUCUCACUUCUCAGGUAACUGGUGGAGGUGGCCCGUCUCCUGGGUUCUCUGGCCUGCUCUAGAAGGCCCUGGGGUGCUGGGAGAUGUUCUCCAUGUCUUCCCUACCCCACCCUAUCCAUUCGCUUCAAUCAACAAAUCCUGAGAGCGCUUGAAGUUCUGGGAGCAUCAUUCUAACUGUUGAAUUGGCGGCAGCCCAAGCUCCUCUCGAUAACCCACUGGACAAAUCUGAUUUCAAAGACCAGAGGCCAGUGGUGACCCUCAGCCCCUCCAGGGUCGAGAUGCAGCUGUCUCUACUGUGGGUCUUAGGCCACCUUAAAACCAAGUGCCUUAUGGACCUGUGGUCUAGGCCAUGUACUAUCCAUUGAGUAUUUUUCAUUCUAGCUAGUAUACAUACCUCCUACCUCAAUCUGUGAAAGGAAGAAAACAUGUGUGCAUGUGUUUAACAGUAUUAUUAAAACCACAUGAAAUUCUCCAAACCAGUAUGUACCAUUAAGUAUAGUCCAUCACCCUUUCUAUUAUAGACAGGUGGCAGGGACCUGGAACCUGUAAAACUGGUUCAGACCCCUGGAAUAGAGAUGUGGGCGGACUUAGGUAUGACUUUGUAAUGAAUAUCUAAAUUGUUCCAGUAUAAUAAAAACUCAGCAAUCAGAAAUUAAGAUAAAGACCUAGUAAAUCCAAGGACAUUGGAGAAUCAAUUGGCUGACCUUUUCUCCAUGUUUUUCCCAAAUUACCUGCCCAGAAAUCCUCUCUUCUUUCUUCCUGUCCUCUCUAACAGACCUCAUGAGUCCUUCAAGAACUCUAUGGCUAAUCCCGAACAGCCAAGUACUGACUUCAUCCUUUGAAUCAAGGUGGCUUUAUUGACACAGUGCAAUGGCUAUACCAACAAUUCUCCUGCAACAUUUCCCCUUUCAGUUGGUAGAGCAUGUGACUCUUAAUCCCACGGUCAUGGGUUCGAGCCCCAUGUUGGGCAGCAAAUGUAGCUAGCCUUUCUCUGUCCCACCAGCUAGCCACAAAAUAACGACAGAGACUUACUAAUUGUGAAAGCUUGGGUUUGUCCCACUAGCUCUUAUAAUUUAAAUUAACCCAUUUAUAUUAAUCUAUGUUUUGCCUUGUGGCUUUUUACUUUUCUUUCAUUCUGUAUGUCUGACUCACUCUGUGUCUUGUUGGCGUCUCAGGCGCCUAGACUCAUCUAUUUCCUCUCUCUCUGCCCAGAAGUCCCACCUAAACUCCUGCCUAGCUGUUGGCCAUUCAGCUCUUUAUUAAACCAAUCACAGCAAUAUAUCAUCACACAGUGUACAAAAUAUCCCAUUUUGCUUUCCAAGAUGCAUUAGCUGGUGAGCCAGAGUGCGUUGCUCAUUUGGCAGGCAGCAGAACUCACAUCUGGGCAGACUCUAGUGUAUUGUCUUAGCAGCUCUGCCUCUGGGCCUGCAGAGUAGCAUCUUUAGGACUAGAAGGUGAGCUUGAGAGGCUGGGUGGAAGGUAAAGUACUGGGAGUCCUCCAUAGGUAAGAGGUGAUUCCUGGGAUAUGGAUGUGAGUGAUGGUUCUGGGGAGAGGGAGCGUUCUGCUCUGGGAAGUCUGUGGUCUGGUGAAACAGGAAACAGGAAAAAGGUGCCAGAGGUGCUACUUUUUAAAGUAGAAGAAAAGGUUCUAGUUCCCAGUGCUGGGACCUAAGAUAGUUCUACCAGUCACUUAUUGGUGUAGAGGUAAAAUAAACAGUGUGACCAAAAUAUGUAGUGUCAUAGUGCUGAAAGAACCAGGCAAGAGAGGUGAGAGGGUGUGUGUUGUGGGCAAGUUAUAGCUUUACACACAACUGUUAGAGAAGGCCUCUCUGGGAAACUGAGGCACUGGAGGUGCGGAAAGAGCUACUUUGGCAGUGUCUGCAGCCUGAAGCCCCCCGAGAAGCAGAGUCUAGAGUCAUGUGGUAUGUUGGUGGAGAGGAAUCUCUGCAAGUGCUGGUCCUGUGGGACAGUCCCACCAGGAGAGGACUGUGGAGUGCUGUUGGCCCACAGCUAACCAGGCUAUAGAGAUGCAGGCGGGGGUCGAGCAAGAGGCUCUGGGAGAAGGUGGCGCUUCUCAUACUGAAAAUGGACAGAAAAGACCUAAUUCUCCAGACUUGAAUUUCAUAGACCAGUAAUUGUUGUUAAAAGAGCAUGCAAAGCAAUCUCCACCAUCUCAUGAAGACUAGAUGUGAUUACAUCAGAAGGGGCCAUUUUAUAAAGGCACGCUUCUAGGGGUACACACCUGAAAUCACUGUUAUCCUCAUUUACACAACGGGUAAGAUCUGUAGAGGGCUGGGCCAGUGUGGAGCACCUACCAUUCUGAGCAAGACUAUCACGAGUUCAAACUCCUCCUCAGUGACAGAGGCCGGCUUGGACUACAUGAGACUCUGUGUCUCAAACAAAGCAAAACCAGAUGUGUUUAGAAUUUUAAUUUUGGCUGAGUUUUCACCUGUAUUCCAGAUGAAGUUGUCAAAUGAUUAUGUGUAUUAAAUCCAAACGGUGUGUUAUACUACCUAAAAUACAUAAUCAUGUGCUAUAUAAAGUUACAUGUUCUACCUAAUAUACAGUGAUGUACACUUAGUGUUUUUGAAACAGGGCUUAGAGAGCUAAGCUACCUUGGAACACAUCAUACAGCCAAGGUUGGACUCCUGAUCCUCCUGCCUCCAUCUAUCAAGUACUUGAACUAAACACACGUCAGGGCUGGGGCUGGAGAUACGGCUCAGCAGUUAAGAGCUCUCCCAGCUCUUCUGGAGGAUUGGUUCCCAGAACUCACUCUGGGUAGUUCACAACUGCCUGUAACUCUGGCUCCAGGGGAUCCAGCAUUCUCCUUUGGCCUUUGCACAUGCAUAUACAGGCACAAAAACAAUUUUUUUUUUUUUUUUGGUUUUUUGAGAUAGGGUUUCUCUGUGUAGUUUUGGUGCCUGUCCUGGAUCACUCUGUAGACCAGGCUGGCCUCGAACUCACAGAGAUGCACCUGGCUUUGCCUCCCGAGUGCUGGGAUUAAAGGUGUGCACCACCACCACCCGGCUUUUAAAAAAUUUUAAAAAGAAAUACAUGUUACUACAAUUAGCCUUGUUUUUAACAGUCUGUCUAUCCUAUUCGAGAUAAUCUUGAACACAUUAUCUUCCUGCUUCAACUUCCCAGUUACUGGUGUGUACUACCAUACAAAGUUGUUUUCCAAGUUUAGAGAUUAGUGAUAUUACCUGUAAUUAGAAAAUGUCCUUGAAGAUUCCCAUUGACAUAUAUAUCAAUAUAUCUAUAUUUUGUUUUGUUUUUGGUCAUUUGAGACAAGGUUCCACAUGUAGCUUAGGCUUGCCAAAGUCUUGACAAUCUUGCCUCAGCUUCUGAGGUUUAAAGACAGGAACAUCAUACCUGACCAAUAACUUAAAAAAAAAAUUAUUUUUAUCUCAUGUGCAUUAGUAUUUUGCCCGCACAUGUCUGUGGGACAGAUACCCUGUGUCAGAUCCCCUGAAAAUGGAGUUACAGGCAGUUCUGAGCUGCCAUGUGGGUGCUUGGAAUUAAACCUGGGUCCUCUGGAAGAGUAGCCAGUGCUCUUAACUGCUGGCCCAUCUCUCCAGCUCCUGACCAAGAACUUUUAAACAUGAAGAAACUUGUUUUAGAAAAACAAACCACUUUAAGAUUUACAUGUCCUAGGACAACCAGGGCUACACAAAGAAACUUUGUCUUGAAAAAAAAAAAAAAGAAAAAGAAAAAUGAAAAAGACAUGUUAGGGAAGGGUUUGUAGGAGAAAUCUUUUGUUAAGAGGAGAUGGAGAUGCUUGCUCUUGGGAUUUGGAAGGCAGUCAACACUUGGAACUUGUGCUUGUAACAAGCAGGAUGCAGACAACAGCUAACAGUCGGCUUCAGCAGUACUGUGGCUUGAAAGACUACUAACCAGGGUAUGAGAUGACUUCACACUUCCUGGAGGAAAUUAGUCUGACAUUUCUGACCCUCAGAAACAAACAAAUUCUAAUUUCCUUCACUGGUUGUUCUUCAGGUCAGUAAAAGCCACUCAGACCAAUGUGAAGGAAUGGAGAAAAACUGGCUUGUGUGACAUGAAAUCUAAAGGUUCAUGUUAGUUUUAUUGGUUUGCAGCUUAUGCUUAGCACAGACUGACUUGUCUUUAGCACAGUUCAGUACAUUUGACAGUUCAUGAAAUCUACUCCAUUUCUACACCUUAAUAAGCAGUGCAUUCUAAAAACAAUUUAAAUAAAAACAAUUCCUUGUUUUCCAA
Messenger RNA from Peromyscus californicus insignis, 5866 nucleotides. It is a transcript of the gene Xkr8, whose product is annotated as XK related 8. The transcript is spliced from 3 exons. NCBI's taxonomy places the organism in Eukaryota, Metazoa, Chordata, Mammalia, Rodentia, Cricetidae. Gene Ontology annotation, biological process: apoptotic process involved in development; engulfment of apoptotic cell; phosphatidylserine exposure on apoptotic cell surface. The record is from RefSeq and is a predicted model, not a curated record. Gene Ontology annotation, cellular component: plasma membrane. The coding region runs from base 304 to 1500 and encodes 398 amino acids.